UGCGGAAGUGCUCUUUACGUCCGGUGACGGCGGCGGUGGCGGCGGACUGGGUGUGAGUGGAGGGGUCACGUCGGUGAGCGGACAGAGAUGAAUCAGAUGUCUGGCACCGUUCUUAUUGACCGCACCAUCCAGAUGAGGAAAGAGGUGCAAACCCGGAAAGUGAUAUUGGUGUGGGGUUUGCUCAAUGUAGGCCUUGCAGGAAUGGUCUACAUGGAAAUGACUGGCAAAUUGCUGUACAAAUUCUACAAUAUCAACUACUGGCUGCUGUGGUAUAUCGAGUUUGGUCUGGUCACCCUGUUUUGCCUCAAUGCUUUAUCUGAUUUCUGGCGCUACUUCCGGAGUGCUGUUGUCCCAGCCAACCUAGUGAUGACCCCCCAACAACAAUCACUGCUGGGAAUAUUGAAUCCAGUGAUACAAACGACACCACAGAAAAAGCCAGCUACCACAUCCACCCCCAACAGUUCUCCCCCCGGUGUCACCCAGGGGCAGAGUGUUCUGUCCUACAGUCCUCAACGGCCACUUGGCUCCAGCCCCAAGUUCAGCCCUGGCUAUAUGACGGGAUUCAGCCCAACCAUGCAGACGCCUUCCAUGUCGGGAAGUGGGUCCUACCCAUCCUCUGUGAUGUACUCGCCUGGCAGCAGCUUCAACACGGGCUCCGGUUUCAGUCCUCUUCAGAAUCCCUAUUUAUGUGGUAAUAACAUCGGGAGUUCGGAGAGCUCCAGCCUGAGAACUCGUUACCGAUCUGCCCCGGCCACGUACAGCGCGCCUCUCACGCGAGAUGAGUAUGUUACGGACAUGAAAUCUCUGGAGAGUUUCCUCCGCUCCGAAGAGGAGAAGCACGGCCGCAGCCAGAUGGGAAGUUCUGACUGUUCAUCCAGCGGCAACAGUCCAAGCUUUUGGAACUACAGCCGCGGCAGUGGAGAAUAUGCACAGACACUGCGCAAGUUCCAGUACCAGCUCGCCAGCCGGUCUCAGGCCCCCUCUGCUCACAAGGAUGAUACGGAUCUGGGCUCCAAGCUACUUGCGGAAGAGGUGUGGAUCAGGUUGAAUGUGAGUCGGCAACAGCUGGAUCUUGAUUCUUGGACGGCCAACCUGAGGAAUUGGAUCAACGAAACCAUUUUGAAUCGUUUGGUCAAAGAGAUUGAUUGUGUGAAUACACAGCUAAGGAGGCUGGGAUGUCCUGAGCUGCAAGUGGGUGAGACCAGUAUCACUAGCUUAAGGCAAGCAGCCCUGGUAAGAGCUCCCCAAAUUCCAACAUUGAACAUAGUUAUCCAAUACUUGGACAUGACUUCAAAUCAAGAAUACCUGGUGGAGAGAAUCAAAGAGCUUGCUCACGGGGGCUGUAUGAGCUCUUUCCGAUGGAAUGGAGGUGGCGACUAUAAGUCUAGGAAAUGGGACACAGAUCUUCCCACGGAUUGUGCGAUUAUAAUGCACAUGUUCUGCACUUACCUUGACUCCAGGCUACCUCCACACCCUAAAUAUCCCGAUGGGAAAACUUUCACUUCCCAACAUUUCAUUCAAACUCCAGAUAAACCAGAUACCACAAAUGAGCAUUUAUUCUGUAUAUACCAAAGCAACAUCAAUCCUCCACACUGCCAGCUUAUCUACCAGGGGAAGGUGUACAGUUUGCCAAAGGACAGAAGCAACAUGUUUCACACCAUCUUGAUGUUUCUGUAUAUAAUUAAAACAAAGGAGUCAGGAAUGCUGGGGAGGGUAAAUCUGGGCUUGUCUGGAGUGAACGUUUUGUGGAUUUUUGGCGAUUCAGGAUAGAUUGCCAGGAAACAUCAUUCUCCAGUAUUAGUAUUGAGGUAAAGCAGUAAUUAAGUCUACUCGACAUCUGAAAACUACAUGGUUCACGACACAUUCUCCUUGAUCUGACACUGAUGCUUGACAGAGAUGUGCAGGACUUUGCAAAAGAAACUGAAGCCAGCCUUUUCCUUGUGACUUCAUCACGCUGCUAUCUGGCUGUGGGCCACUUGCUAAGAUUGUCUUGUCAUUUUGCCCCAGUGCCUUCUGUCCAAAUUGUUUAAAUGACAGCACUUAUUAGCAAUGAAUGGCAGCAACUAUGUACAUUUCAAGGUCUUUGAAGCAUUGUCUGUGAAUCUACAAAAUGUAACCAAAUUUUGGUGAGAGAUUGAUGUAAAUGUUGUGAAAUUCUUUGUGGAUCAGAGACACUUAUUUCUGUGCUCAUCGUUCUCUGAACAAAGUUGCUGUGGCGAUCCUGCUCUGCCUCGAAUAAUCAUGUUUCCAGUGUUGGGCCGUCUUUUUCAAGUACACACAAGCUAAGCUGGGUUUUAAGGUCAUAAUGCUCUGGGCAAUCAGAUUCUGAAAUACUGACAAAACAGUGACUGUGGGCUUAUAUUUAUGAUGCCCUGUCACAGUAUUGAUGGUGCGAAUAGAUGUUGAUGGAAGCAAAAGGCCGAUGAGUUAAAUGUGGAGGGAAGAAGGUGCGAAAAGAAAAAUAAUGUAGAGACAAAAUUUAAUUCUGAUGUGGUAUUUCUUCCAAUGUCUGCAUCCAAGUAUGUAUGGGCCUCCCAUGUCCUCUUAAUUCAGGCUUAAUAUUUUUAUGAAUUGUGAAUAAAACAUUGUUGAUAGUACUGGAGCUUCAGAGUAAGGGUUGGAAGCCUCUGUGGAUAGCUAUUCCUUGCCGCAGUGGUUUCUAUUCCUUACCACAGUGAUGAAUUGACUUUUUAUAUUACUCAUGUAAGGAAGUAUCAUUAUAUUUUGAUUGUGAAUGUAUUAAAGAUUUGUUUACCUUU
Molecule: messenger RNA, 2759 nt
Organism: Leucoraja erinaceus (little skate)
Lineage: Eukaryota; Metazoa; Chordata; Chondrichthyes; Rajiformes; Rajidae
Gene: tmem209
Product: transmembrane protein 209
Exons: 15
Coding region: 88-1770 (560 amino acids)
Cellular component (GO): membrane
Source: RefSeq, a predicted model, not a curated record